This is a messenger RNA of Daphnia pulicaria, 2731 nucleotides long. Its product is annotated as putative GPI-anchored protein pfl2. The transcript has 3 exons. Bases 24 to 2576 code for a protein of 850 amino acids. Gene Ontology annotation, cellular component: extracellular matrix. The record is from RefSeq and is a predicted model, not a curated record. Lineage: Eukaryota; Metazoa; Arthropoda; Branchiopoda; Diplostraca; Daphniidae.
GGAGCGAUUUCUAACUAGCAAACAUGAAUGUGGGCGUCCUCGUACUCGUAGUGUGUUGCUUGUUAGCUACAUCUGUGACUGGUAAUGAAGACGAACGAGAAGAAUUUGAUUUUGAUCUUGAAAUGUCCUUUGAGGCUGACGAAAUAAUCGGCCCCGUCGACACUCUUGCCGCUGUUACCACCACCACUGUUACUACUAAACCUGGUGCUCUCAAGUCUCCCAAAGCAGAAUCCGAACCAGUUCCAGAGCCAGUUCCAGAGCCGUCCCCAAAGCUGACUAAUAAAGCAAACCAAUCCACCAACGCUAAGUUGGAUAUCAAGCGCAAAACACCUUACAGCUUUGAGUAUGCCGUGGAAGACAGUAAAAGCGGUUUAGAUUACGGGCAUAAAGAGAGCAGUGACGGCGAAGUCGUUACUGGAACGUAUUACGUUCUACUACCUGAUGGACGAAAAGAAACAGUCAAAUACAAAGCUGAUGGCAAUGGUUAUGUUGCUGACGUUUCCUAUGAAGGUGAGGCCAAGAAUAACGACAAUUCCCAGUCUCAGACUGCGUCCGGAACUUUCGCAUCUUCAGGUACAUCCGCGCAACUGCAAGCUUAUUCCAACAGCUCAAGCCCUGUUUCAAUGAUUUCCACAUUGAACACAUCCACUCGACCUCCGCAAAUAUCAUCUUCGAUGUCUAGCGUUACAACCAAAGGCCCAUCCCUUGUCCCUUCAUCUCCUGCUGCAGGGGACCCAUCAGCUGGUAAAGCAUCCGUAGUCUCCACUGCGUCUGCUGUUAGUUCCACUUCCUCGAUCGUUUCUGCCACAGCCACUAUCACCACCCCAAAUGCAUUUUCUUCUUCCACUCUCACUCUCAUUCCUUCCUCCAUUCUUAACUCUACAACUCCAACUACUACUGUAGCUGCCACAACUACUACACCGAGUACCGCAACUAUUGCACCAACCAACACAACUGCUACCCGAACUACUACUUCAGCUAACGCAACUUAUGCUACUCCAAUUAAUAAUGGAACUACUACCCCAACUAUUAACAUUCCGACUAACGGAACUACUACUUCAACUACCGCAACUACUACUCCAGUUAACGGAACUACCGCCCCAUCUACUACUGUAACUUCCGCAACUACUACUACAACUUCCGCAGCUAACUCUACUUCAAUUAACGGAGCUACUAACCCAACUAACGUAACUAAUAAUACAACUACUACUCCAACUACCCUAACUAACGUAACUAAAAAUGCAACUACCACUCCAACUAGCCCUAAUAAAACCACUUCAUCUACUUCUAACCCUGCCGUUAUUGCCACCAGCACCGCUAGAUCCCUUUCUUCUACCACUACUUCUUCAUCUGUACCUAAAUCUACGCUCAACUCAACUUUCUCCCCAGCAGUUUCUGUUACAGUUUCAGCUUCACUCUCACUCUCAAAUCAGAAUUCAACUUCUGUGUCUUUGCCUCAACUUUCCAAAACUAAUAAAACCCAAGUCACUUCAACACCAGCCUCACCAUCUAGUACUCGCUCUCCAGAUAUCUCUCUAACCCUCAAUAUGGUAUCUCAAGCUCCUGGAACCCCACCUUCUGAAAAUCAGUCGUUUUUUCAAGCUUUAGCAGGAUUUAUUCGUUCUGCUGGUCCAACUUUUAUAUAUUGCCGUAAAUUACUGCCAAGCUGUUCUGAUUCAACUGGAUUCCCACAAGCGUCUUUUUGUAGCAACUGCAAUAGCCUUCAGAAAAUCUGCUCCAAAUCAGAAUCCAUCGGAGAAACUCCUCCCGUUUAUAAUGAUACAUUGAAGGCUUUUCAGACCCUUGUUCCUGCAGCUCCCGUUUGGCCAGCUAAUAAAUCACCAGUAGCAGAGUUAGUGCAAAAAACCGUUGAUUCAAGUUCUUCUGAAAAACCAUCGAAUUCAAACAGUACGCUUCCCCCCACAACUCCUUUUCCAUCCACUGAAGUUCCUCAAUCACCCUCCUUACCUAAAAAAAUUGUUUCCCUUGAAGUCCCUGAAGGUCUAGCCGAUAUUGUCCAAUCUGCCGAUACGUAUUUCAGUUAUUGCCAGAAAAUUCGGUCGUUUUGUCCUCGAUUAGAGUCCACUCGACCUUACUGGGAGAGUUCCUCUGAAACUCCUUCUAAGCAAAAAGAGUUUUUGCUUUCAACCAUCCAAGCUUGCAGUUAUUGUCGUAGUCUAUGGCCAAUCUGCUCUGAAAUUGUCGAAUCAUCUGAAUUUCUUCUAGAUCCCUCCCAAUUGUUCACUCUUCACGGCUUAAAAGAAGAUGUCCGCAAUGCUAUGUUUACUAUAAGUUACUGCCGUAACUCUACCCAAGAUUGCAACCAAUUAUUAAAGUCUAAUCAAUCAAUAACAGCGUCUCCGAUUCACAGUAUAGCGCCUGAAACUUCUAACGGUACUUCUCCAGCCCUUUUUUCUAGUAAAACUUCAAAGGUUAAAGUUGAUGAAAAACCAAUUCCUGGAUCUUCAGUUCCCUCUCAGAUACCAGAACCCCAAAGUGAGGAUCUCGGUAAUUUAAAAUUUUUAAAUUAUUGUAGUCGUAUGGCGCCAGUUUGCUCACAACUGCUGUCCGUCUGAAUGUUAAGCCUCUCGAAUUAUUCUGAAAACUGUAUUCCCCAAUUAAGAAAAAGAAACGCACUAAUAUAUAGCUUGUUUAUUCUCCAUUAGAAUAAAGCGGAUUUUGAAAAAUGUGUUUAAUUAAUUUUCUGGUAGCUACCGUUAAAGUAACAAUU